UGUGAAUCUGUAACGUUAUUGUGGAUACUGCUCUUUGAGUGACAGAGGUAAAAUGUAUGUAUUUUCCAAAGGCAAGGCAUACUUUAGGGAGCGGUAUUUUGCGUAAGCUCACAUCAUUUAUGUGCAACGGAUUGAGAAUUGUUCAGUGCUGACAGUAUCUUACACGUAUUGCAUUACAAUGACUCCUUACAUAAGUUUAGCUCUCGCAGCUCAUGGCCCACCGAAUAUAUUAGAACCACUUGUGCCAUCCUUUAGAACGACUACUACCACUUCUACUACCACAACAACGACCACUUCUACUACCACAACAACGACAUUUGUACCAUUCCUAUCAAAAAAAUCAUUUCAGGGUACAAGUAUGUCUGAAGAUCUGACCAAUAUAACAACCGUUAUUGUUUUUGGAAACGAUUCCGCUUUAAACCAAACUAAUAUUACAAAUAUUGUGGAUCAUCGAGGUCCUCGGUAUUCUCUAUCCUCAAUGAUUUUCAUGAGUGUUAUUGCUGGUAUACUAAGUUUACUGACAGUUGUUGGAAACGUGAUGGUGAUGAUUUCAUUUAAAAUUGACAAGCAACUCCAAACAAUAAGCAAUUACUUUUUAUUUUCUUUGGCUAUUGCUGAUUUUGCGAUUGGUUUAAUAUCAAUGCCUUUGUUUGCAGUAACUACGAUAGUGGGAUACUGGCCUUUAGGACCUCAUAUAUGCGAUACAUGGCUGGCAUUAGAUUAUCUGGCAUCAAAUGCAUCCGUACUUAAUCUUCUCAUCAUUAGUUUUGAUCGUUAUUUUAGUGUUACGAGACCUCUUACAUAUCGUGCUAAAAGAACGACCAAUCGGGCUGCUGUUAUGAUAGCAGCAGCAUGGGGUAUAAGUUUAAUUUUAUGGCCUCCUUGGAUAUAUAGUUGGCCAUAUAUAGAAGGUAAACGCACAGUUCCGCAAGAUGAAUGCUACAUUCAGUUUAUUGAGACAAAUCAGUAUAUCACGUUUUUAACGGCGUUAGCGGCAUUUUAUUUCCCGGUUACAAUCAUGUGCUUCCUAUAUUAUCGCAUUUGGAAAGAAACAAAAAAACGACAAAAGGAUUUACCCAAUUUACAGGCUGGAAAAAAAGAUGCAUCUAAACGAUCGAAUUCAAGUGACGAAAAUACUGUUAUUAAUCACACUGGAAUGCUGUCAAUAUCACAACUAGGAGCUAACGCAAACGAACAUGAUAUUUGGAGGCGUCCAAGAUCUGAAUCUUCUGCGGAUGCUGAAAGUGUUUACAUGCCGAAUAUGAUAAUAGAUUCAACAUACCAGGGAAUGAAUUCCAGAAAAUCAAGUAUUAAGAGCAUUAGAAAUAAAAAAAAGACAUAUCCAUGUAUUGGUAGCAUAAAAGAAUGGUGCAUUGCGUGGUGGCAUUCAGGACGGGAAGAUUCAGAUGACUAUCCAUAUGAACAAGAAGAUCCAUCUGAUAUUGGGUGUCAUAGUAUAAUGCGUGAUACAUACUCUUUAGGCGGGAGUGUAAGCGGCGUUCGGCCACCAAGUAUCUUACUACCUGAUGUAUCACCUAUUCCUUUGAGACAUCCACUAACUCCACUAUCGCAAGUUCAAGACAUUGCGUCAGUAACAGGAACCCGAGAGUCACGAUCUUUAUGUAACAAUAAAAUUGGAACACGUUCAGUUAGUCAGGAAUCUGUUUAUACUAUAUUAAUUAGAUUGCCACCAGAUUGUGGAAAUGCAAGCAAUGGCGUGGAAAUAACACCAUCAAUUAAAAUGAUACACGAAGACUCCCCAAUUCCUCCCACUAAUUUACUUCCACGUCGAACUUUACCAUCUCGAGAUUCUGAAUACAGUUUACCCCUUGGACGUCGAAUGUCACAUAUCUCUCCAGAUGUCAGAAUUCCUCUUAAUGCCAAAAUAAUUCCUAAACAGCUUGGUAAAUCUGUUCAUGCAGCUGGAAGAAACAUUGGAAAGAAAAAGAAAAAAUCACAAGAAAAACGCCAGGAAUCCAAAGCUGCAAAAACUCUUUCAGCAAUACUAUUAAGUUUUAUUAUUACAUGGACUCCUUAUAAUAUUUUAGUUCUAAUUAAACCAUUAACUACCUGUUCCGAUUGUAUACCAAAUGAGCUAUGGGAAUUUUUCUAUGCUCUUUGUUACAUUAACUCUACUAUUAAUCCGGUGUGCUACGCUCUUUGCAAUGCAUCAUUUCGAAGAACUUAUAUACGGAUAUUGACGUGUAAAUGGCACACACGAAAUCGUGAAGGCAUGGUUCGCGGCGUUUAUAAUUGAAAUUUUUUUAAAUAACAAGAAAUCUAAUCAAAUCAAAGAACCUAAGUACUGAGAACACAUAAAAUAUAUAAAUAUAUGCAUACAUGAUUUGAGUACGAUACUACAUAAUUUACCAAAAACCGCACAAUUCUACAAAUUUCGUUACCAAUUAUGUAUAAAUUCAUGUUUAUAAUAAAUAAUAACCUUCAUAUAAGGUCUUUUGAAAAAAAUUUUGUUACCCGAA
Messenger RNA from Lucilia sericata (common green bottle fly), 2480 nucleotides. It is a transcript of the gene mAChR-A, whose product is annotated as muscarinic acetylcholine receptor DM1. Gene Ontology annotation, biological process: chemical synaptic transmission; G protein-coupled receptor signaling pathway, coupled to cyclic nucleotide second messenger; adenylate cyclase-inhibiting G protein-coupled acetylcholine receptor signaling pathway. Bases 179 to 2257 code for a protein of 692 amino acids. Gene Ontology annotation, cellular component: synapse; plasma membrane; dendrite. The transcript has 7 exons. The record is from RefSeq and is a predicted model, not a curated record. Lineage: Eukaryota; Metazoa; Arthropoda; Insecta; Diptera; Calliphoridae. Gene Ontology annotation, molecular function: G protein-coupled acetylcholine receptor activity; G protein-coupled serotonin receptor activity.